GCCCAACAGAAAAGAAAGGAAGUUUGCUAACCCUGAUCCUUCAUUGCUUUCAUUGAGCCCAGAUAAUUAAGAACGAUAGGCCCAGUAAAUAGCCCAGAAGCAAUGGCGGUUCGACAAAGAUAUUUUGUUACGUUUGACGUUAUCCUAUGUUCAUGCAUGCACACGUCAACGUCGUAAACUUGACUUGGACCAGUGUUUCGGUUUCAUGUACUUAUCACUUUCCAUGGCAUGUAAUUAGGGGUGGGCAAACGGCUCGGUAAACCCGAACCGAACCGAAACCGAAUUAAACCGAACCGAAAUUGAAUUAAUGCUAUUCGGUUCGGAAUCCGGAAGGAAAAUAUGGAUAGUUCGGAAACCAGGGUUCUUUCAACCGAACCGAAUUUCCAAAUUUUUGACCGAAAAACCGAAAUACUAUAAUUGCAAGCUCCAAAUGGUGGAUUUUAUGUUUGUAGUUGUUUUUAGACUUAAAUAUUUGAAAUGUUUUAUGACUUAUGUGUUGAAAAGUUUGAUUUUAUCAUUGAUGAUGCAUAUAAUUGAUAUUUAUUGUUUAUAUUAGGGUGAAAAUAAUUUAAAAGUGAGAAAAUACCAGUAGCUUCACAAAUUCGGUUUUGGGUGAAAAACCGAACCUAACCAAAUUAUAAUUCGGUUUAAACCGACCGAACCGAAUUAUAAUUCGGUGCGAAUUCGGUUUGAGGUUUGGGAGAAUUCGGGGACCCAGUAUUCAUAAUUUCAGUUCAUUCAAAACCGAACCGACCGAAUGCCCACCCCUACAUGUAGUCAUCCAGCUUCCUCCUAAACCCUAAUGCAUAACAUCACCGUAUCUAUCUAUUGACCUUUCUUUGUCUUCACCUACACAAACAAAACUUCUUUUUUAGCACGAAUUUCUGGAGAUAAAUAUUUUCUUUGCGAUGCUAAAUAUUUUUUAUUUUAAUUAUUUAUAUUUCUUAUCAUAGUGGAAGACAAUUAAUCUUAAAUCAACAACAAAACGUUCUGUUAAGCCUGUGUUGUAGAAAACUAAUUAGCAGCCUGUUUUAAGCGAAACCAACCAGCCUAAUCCAUUCUGUGGGCAAAGAAAGCAGGUCAUAGGAGAGCGGGGGAACGAGUGCCACGUCACGUCUGCCAACCAUGAAACGGACUUGGACAACAUACGACUUCUUCUCUGUUCUGUUCCGAUGACAACAAAAUCCGCCAUCACUUGGGGGAGAAAACAUUAAAAAUAGGAAACAAGAUAAGAUUGUAUACUACAAAUUUUGUGAUAAGAACAAAGGAAGGAAGUGGAAGAUAGGGCCUACACACACUCCCCACCAUAAUCUCGGCCAUAUAUACAAGCAAUAAACUGCUUGGGUCACAAAUCGAAACUCAAGUCUCAGAAUUUGGAGGUGAAAGAUCAAGAUCAUCAAAUCAAAUCAAUAAUGGGUUCGUUAAUGGCAGGAUGGGACUCCCCUCCCAAAUCAGCGAAAUUCGAGAGGAAUCAGUCCCUGACCAAAGAAGAGAUCGACGCCUACUGGAAUCUCAAGAAGAAAAUCCAAGACGAACACCUCAGGGCUCUCUCUCCUCGAUCUGCCGAUGUUGGGUCACCGUCGUCCGUGUCGCCGCCGGGGGAUCGGUUGGUGAUGGGAAAUAUGCCGGCGAGAACGAGGUCUUUGCCGGCGGUGGUCGGGGAGGCAGCGGCGGCUAGGGAGAGGGUGGCGGCGGGCGAAGAGGAGGAGACACUGAAGAGGUUCAUGAUGGAGAAGAAGAAGGAAGGGUGGUGGACGAGGAGCAACUGGGCUUUCUUGAACGAGCCGCCAGUGAUUGAGCGGGCCUCCAACAGUUAUCCGGCCCAGUUCCACAUCGCGACCAACCCGAGGAUUAGCACCCACUAGUUUAGGCAGGAAGAAAGUGACGAUGAGAUCAAAUCUGUAAAUAAGGAAGCCUGCCUUUUAGUUUUGGGUGUGGUAUGUUUUAACUUGAUUUGGUGCAUUUUCUUUUCAAGUUUUGUUUUUUUGUUUUUGUUUUUUUUUUUUUGUAUCUCCUUUGCUUUAAUGUUUUCUUUGUUGUUGUUGUUGUUGAGAUCUGUAAGAAAGUGUGCUGAUUUUAAUUGAAUAAAUAAAUGAGCACCAUUGCGAAGACAGGUUAAUAAGUGAUCAGGGUUUUGUUGCAUGCAAUUCAAUGUUAUAUCUUCCAUUUAUAGACUAUGGAUUCACUAAUGAACGUGGAACCACCCGAUCAAAAUGACAAAGUGGAAUGUCAAUUUUCCCCAAUUAAUCGGGAAAUCUACAAUUAGGAUGAUAUCUUUAAAGAGUUUUGACAAAUCGACUAUUCGUCAAACUCAAUUCGAUGAACUCUUCUUCGAAAGCAGGGUGCAGGGCUGAGGAGGGGUGGCAUUAGAGGGUUGCACGUGAUUGGAGGGAGGGGAUGCCCAUGCCCCGUGGAAGAGCAUAUCGAUCAGGAUGUCAAAAGUGAUGGGCCACAUUAGUCUUUCGAUGAUAUAAUGCAUAAAUCCUCGCCUCUUAAACAAUCUCGUCUGCGAGAUUGCGCUUUAUUUGUAUCUCCUCCUUUGUCUCCCUCUUCGAAAUUUUGAAUCAUGACGAAUAUAUUUACGUUAGCGCAAGAUGCCCAUAAGUGUAACACUCAUCACAACUAUAGCAUAAUACAUUUUGGCGACAUUUGGCAGCUUCUUCUAGCGCCAUGUUGCGAAAUGUGACAUCCCUAGCGGCAGCGCCACGAUAGGCUCGAAAGCAAGUAAAGGAGCCGCUCUCGACGAACCCACUGAUGGGCCACGCUCCAAACGGAGUUUCUCUUCCCAAAUUUUUGCCAGAUGAGAAGCUUCUCCCUUAUUUUGCGGCUCAAAUGUUGUAAUGUAGGCCGAGAUCUCCCGCUUCAAUCCCCCUAUGUACGAGCCCGUAAUUGGCUCUUUAGCUUACCCACAACAACGAUUUAAUAACUUAUGAAACGUUUAUUGGUAGUCAUCCACCGACCCAAUCUGUCGUAUAUUUGCUAAAUGCUCCAUGACAAGAUGAUUUUUACGAGGUUCCAUACAUCAUCUAUAGUUCCACUUGCAAAUCUUUCAUAGUCAUCCCAUGUUUAGCAAAUUCAUCCUCAAGCCACAUGAUCGUUGAUUUGCAUCCCCUUUCAUAGAUACAUGUCUAAUGUCACUUUAUGCUCCUCGGGAAUACACUAAUAUAUAAAUAAUUCUCGAAUCAAGAAAUCCAUCCUGAUGGCUCCUCUUAUCCCGUAAACUUGGGAAGUUCAAGCGACGCAAUUCGCCCAGGGAACAUAUGACUUGACUAAGCUCUUCGUAGUAUCGUGCCUCCAGUCGACCCCAGUCACAACUUUGUUCGUGUGGCGAGUGAAGAGAGCGGUAGUAGAUCAGGAUUUUGGUGUUUUGUUCGUGUUAUUUAUUUUAAAUGUAAAUAAUAGAUACUUGGAAAAUGU
Linum trigynum is the source of this 3417-nucleotide messenger RNA. The record is from the annotation of a GenBank genome assembly. Lineage: Eukaryota; Viridiplantae; Streptophyta; Magnoliopsida; Malpighiales; Linaceae.